AAAGAAAUCUCCUAGAAAGGCGUAAACACCACCAAAACAAAAGCACCGCAUUUAUGGGACACCAUUGAUUCUUCUUUGCUCAACAUGCACGUAUGUUAUGCGAAAUAAUCAAGUAAACAUGGUUUUGUAAACGCAGAGUGCACGAAAAGAUUACGAAAAAGAUGGCAUCUCUAUCAUCGCAACCGUCCAAGAAAGCCCUGCGUACCCCCGGAGGGUCUACUAGUUCGCAGGGAAAUCGAUCUUCAAGCGGGCAGACUGUCAAAUUUGCCAGGCGAACUUCAAGUGGGAGAUAUGUGAGUCUGUCGAGAGAAGAUCUUGAUAUGUCAGGCGAGUUAUCGGGCGAUUACAUGAACUACACCGUCCACAUUCCUCCUACGCCCGAUAACCAGCCCAUGGACACCUCUGUCGCGGUCAAAGCUGAGGAGCAAUAUGUUUCUAAUUCUCUCUUUACGGGCGGAUUCAAUAGUGUAACACGCGCGCACCUCAUGGACAAGGUGAUUGAAUCCGAGGUCACGCAUCCUCAGAUGGCUGGAUCCAAAGGCUCCUCUUGUGCAAUGCCCGCAUGUGAUGGCAAAGUAAUGAAGGAUGAAAGAGGAAAUGAUGUGAUUCCUUGCGAAUGCAGGUUCAAAAUCUGCAGGGACUGCUACCUGGAUGCCCAAAAGGAGACAGGUUUAUGCCCUGGCUGCAAGGAGACUUAUAAAAUAGGAGACUACGACGACGAUGUUCCUGACUUUUCUACUGGAGCAUUGCCGUUGCCUGCUCCUAAUAAAGGUGACCCUAACAACAUGACCAUGAUGAAGAGAAACCAGACUGGAGAUUUCGAUCACAACCGCUGGUUGUUCGAAACUAAAGGUACUUACGGCUAUGGGAACGCCUUUUGGCCUCAAGAUGACAUGUACGGCGAUGAUGAGGAUGAUGGAUUCAAAAGCGGAAUGGUGGAAAAUAUGGAUAAACCUUGGAAGCCCCUCAGUCGCAAAAUGCCAAUUCCUGCAGCAAUCAUGAGUCCUUACAGAUUGCUGAUCGUGAUUCGAUUAGUGGUGCUGGGAUUCUUCUUGAACUGGAGAGUUAACAAUCCAAAUGAAGAUGCAAGAUGGUUGUGGCUUAUGUCAGUGGUGUGCGAGAUUUGGUUUGCCUUCUCCUGGAUUUUGGAUCAGAUUCCCAAACUUUGCCCUGUCAAUCGCUCCACGGACCUUGAGGUUCUUCGCGACAAGUUUGAAAUGCCGUCACCCUCCAAUCCUAGCGGACGCUCUGAUCUUCCUGGUGUUGAUUUGUUUGUGUCCACCGCUGACCCUGAAAAAGAGCCGCCCCUUGUCACUGCCAAUACUAUCCUUUCAAUUCUAGCCGUAGAUUACCCUGUGGAGAAGGUAGCUUGUUAUGUUUCCGACGAUGGAGGUGCUCUCCUUACUUUUGAGGCCAUGGCUGAGGCUGCAAGCUUCGCUGAUCUAUGGGUUCCUUUCUGCCGAAAACAUAACAUUGAGCCGAGAAAUCCUGAAAUUUACUUCAGCUUAAAAGUGGAUCCAACUAAGAACAAAAGCAGGCCUGAUUUUGUGAAAGACAGGAGAAGAAUAAAGAGGGAGUAUGACGAGUUCAAGGUGAGGAUCAAUGGCCUUCCCGAUUCAAUCAGGAGAAGAUCCGAUGCUUUCAAUGCAAGAGAGGAAAUGAAAAUGUUGAAGCACAUGAGGGAGAGUGGUGGUGAUCCUAUGGAGCCUAUCAAAAUCCAGAAAGCUACAUGGAUGGCUGACGGCACCCACUGGCCUGGAACGUGGUCCGCUCCUGCCCCUGAGCACUCCAAAGGCGACCACGCUGGAAUUCUUCAGGUGAUGCUAAAGCCUCCUAGUCCUGAUCCACUCAUGGGAGGCGCAGAAGACAAGUUAAUAGAUUUCUCCGACGUUGAUAUACGCCUUCCUAUGUUUGUGUAUGUCUCGCGUGAAAAGAGACCAGGCUAUGACCAUAACAAGAAAGCUGGUGCCAUGAACGCCUUGGUUCGAGCUUCUGCCGUUCUGUCCAAUGGUCCUUUCAUUCUCAAUUUGGACUGUGAUCACUACAUUUACAAUUGUAAAGCCAUCCGAGAAGGAAUGUGUUUCAUGAUGGACAGAGGUGGUGAAAGCAUCUGCUACAUUCAGUUUCCCCAGAGAUUUGAAGGCAUUGAUGCCUCUGACAGAUAUGCUAAUCACAACACUGUGUUUUUCGAUGGACAAAUGCGUGCCCUUGACGGUGUACAGGGUCCUGUUUAUGUGGGAACUGGUUGCAUGUUUAGACGUUUUGCUCUAUACGGGUUCGACCCUCCAAAUGCUGAUAAGUAUGAGCAGAAGAGCAAUGAUGCUCCUGAAAUACGUCCCCUGACCGCCACAGACUUUGACCCUGAUCUUGAUUUGAAUCUACUGCCCAAGCGUUUCGGGAAUUCCACAAUGCUGGCCGAGUCUAUACCAAUUGCCGAAUACCAGGCCAGGCCCCUUGCAGAUCAUCCUGCAGUUAAAUAUGGACGUCCUCCUGGCGCUCUAAGGGUUCCACGAGAACCGCUUGAUGCCACUACAGUGGCUGAGUCGGUCUCUGUAAUUUCCUGCUGGUACGAGGACAAAACGGAAUGGGGUGACAGGGUGGGAUGGAUUUAUGGUUCGGUCACAGAAGAUGUCGUGACAGGCUAUCGUAUGCACAACCGCGGAUGGCACUCUGUGUAUUGCGUAACUAAACGUGAUGCAUUUCGCGGAUCAGCUCCAAUCAACCUGACUGAUCGACUCCACCAGGUGCUCCGCUGGGCUACAGGGUCCGUGGAGAUUUUCUUUUCAAGGAACAAUGCUCUUCUUGCUUCAAGGAAGCUCAAGUUACUGCAGCGCCUUGCUUAUCUUAAUGUCGGCAUCUAUCCAUUCACAUCCAUGUUCCUGAUAGUCUACUGCUUCCUUCCUGCACUCUCCCUUUUUUCAGGAUACUUCAUUGUUCAAACGCUGAGCAUUGCGUUUUUAGUCUACCUCUUAACUAUAACCAUUUGCCUGAUUUUGCUUGCUAUCCUUGAGUUGAAGUGGUCGGGCAUCGGGUUGGAAGAGUGGUGGAGGAACGAACAAUUCUGGCUUAUCUCCGGAACUAGUGCUCACUUUGCGGCUGUUAUGCAAGGUCUGCUCAAGGUUAUUGCAGGGAUUGAGAUAUCUUUCACAUUGACGUCUAAGUCUGCUGGAGAUGAUGUAGACGAUAUAUUUGCAGACUUGUACAUCGUGAAGUGGACGUCUUUGAUGAUCCCACCCAUUGUGAUUGCUAUGACAAACAUAAUUGCCAUAGCCUUUGCAUUUAUAAGGACAGUAUACAGCACAGUUCCACAAUGGAGCAAGUUCAUCGGUGGCGCAUUCUUUAGCUUCUGGGUGUUGGCUCAUCUCUACCCUUUUGCCAAAGGUUUAAUGGGACGGAGAGGGAAGACGCCGACAAUUGUGUUUGUGUGGUCUGGUCUCAUAGCAAUCACAAUCUCUUUACUAUGGAUCGCCAUUAGCCCGCCACAGGCAGCAACAAACCCAGAUGGCACGGGCUCAGGUUUCCAGUUCCCAUGAGCACAAAGCAUCAAAUCAAUUGAAGUCUGGGAAAUCUUUUAUGCAUGUUUUCUCUUCUAAACUGUCUUGUAAAUGAACAAAUAUAGGUAGGGACUAGAAAACACAGGAAAGAGCUGAUUUAUUUUGACACGAACAAACUGAAAAUAAACUUAAAUUUACACAGCUGCUGAUUUG
Mercurialis annua (annual mercury) is the source of this 3707-nucleotide messenger RNA. Its product is annotated as cellulose synthase-like protein D4. Gene Ontology annotation, biological process: cellulose biosynthetic process; plant-type primary cell wall biogenesis. Gene Ontology annotation, molecular function: mannan synthase activity; cellulose synthase (UDP-forming) activity. The record is from RefSeq and is a predicted model, not a curated record. Bases 162 to 3533 code for a protein of 1123 amino acids. The transcript has 6 exons. NCBI's taxonomy places the organism in Eukaryota, Viridiplantae, Streptophyta, Magnoliopsida, Malpighiales, Euphorbiaceae. Gene Ontology annotation, cellular component: trans-Golgi network; plasma membrane.